Anopheles darlingi is the source of this 624-nucleotide messenger RNA. Its product is annotated as DPH4 homolog. NCBI's taxonomy places the organism in Eukaryota, Metazoa, Arthropoda, Insecta, Diptera, Culicidae. Gene Ontology annotation, biological process: positive regulation of ATP-dependent activity. Gene Ontology annotation, molecular function: ATPase activator activity; ferrous iron binding. The record is from RefSeq and is a predicted model, not a curated record. The transcript has 2 exons. The coding region runs from base 124 to 576 and encodes 150 amino acids.
GAUGCACUUUUGGUUUGACAGAUUGCGCGAUAGAAAACAGGUCGAAGGAGGAUGUUUUGUGCUCGCCCAAAGAACAAUUCCAUGUGUGUGGCUACUAAGAUGGUUCAACUAACGUAACGAGCGAUGUCAGAAAGCAGGAGGUUAUCAACGAGCCACGGCAUGUCCCACUAUGAAGUGCUCCAAGUUCCGGCCAAUGCAACGACGGAAGAAAUUCGUAAAUCCUACCAAACGCUUGCGCUCCAGUAUCAUCCGGAUAAGCGGAAAGGCGGAAAUGAUGGCCCCGAGGGCUCGGAAACGGAGAAUUUCAUUCGAAUCGACGAAGCGUGGAAGGUUCUGCGGGAUGAGCAGAAACGGCGAGUGUACGAUGCCGAGCUCAUGCAGCAAUCUUGCCAGGAAGAGUAUUUUAUUAACGAAAUACUAACGCUGGAAGAUUUCGAGAAGCAUGAGGAGGAAGACUAUCGCUUGCAUGUGUGUCGCUGUGGAGGAUUCUACAUUUUACCCGAUGAGCCGAUAACCGAAAAGAUCUACGUUUGUUGCGACGAGUGCUCGCUGGUGGUGCAGGUGAAUCCAGUUUGAUUUCGAGAUUUGUAUAAUAAAUGUACAGAACAGAUUUUAAUUUUAUAA